CAGAGGCGGAGCUUCUGAAGUCUAGGGGAAGCGGGAAACCGAAGGGGAGGAGUCUGCAGGGUCAGGGGAGGAGCUUCGGACCCCAGAGCCCCAGAGCCUGGCUUGAAACGGGGUGAGGGUUAGUGUCGGGUGAGACUUGUAGAUUGCCCUCGUGGACUUAGUGUCCUGAAUGAGAAGCAUUCCGCACGGCUCCGCGGCAGGUAGAGGUGUAGCUGGUCGACCCCUCUCUGCCCCGCGUGCCAAGUAAACAGCGGCACGUGGACGUGGGAUUUGGGGGACCUGUCCACGUCCCACCCCAGCAGGACUGCAGCGCGUGGGGUGGCGGGUGGAGCCGCGGGACGGUGGCGAGACAGGGUGACUGGACUGCAUUCCUGGCCGGUGUGUCAGCGUCGCGGCCCACCCCCUCUGCGGAGAUUUUGGAGACUCCUCCAGAAUUGGGGUGCCUUCUUCUGAGGCUUUUGAGAACAGAGGGAGCCAAGCCUACGAAGGGGUGUUCCCUCCGCCAGGAAUCUUCAGACUAUGUGUCCCCCUCGCGCGUGGGCGAGAAACUCUGCGGCUCGCCCUUUGUGGGCUUCAAGACUCCAAUUCCCAGAUGACUCGAAGGUGGCUGGCGAUGGACGUCGGUCAGGAGUGUUGCUGGGGAUUGUAGUCCAGCUUAUUGCUAGGCACGCCAGUGAAUCGCCAAUGCUGUGAUGUUUUGUUUUUGAGACAAGGUCUCUUUAUGUAGUCCAGCUAGCUUGGAACUCGUUAUAUAGACCAGGAUGGCCUUGAACUGCGCCUGUCUCUGCCUUCUAAGUGCUAGGAUUAGAAGUCCAUUAUUUUUGUUUUUUGUUUUAUUUAGACAGAUAACCCGGGUAUUGGAGUCCUGAUUAAAGUGGGUCCUUUUCUCGCCAUAGUAUUGGGUCGUGUGAACUUCUCCGCGUCUCCCAUCUCCUUGUUAAACAGUGUCCAAAUCUUCACUCAGGCAAGGGGAAACUGAGCCUGGAGGAGUGGGAAAAGGCUUAGCAGUUCUUCCCUUGUAUCCAUAGUGAGGUGAGAGGCUAAACUCUCGUGCAUUUCGCCGUCCAGGACGCCCACGAUCUUCUGGACCUCGUUCUGGCUGACUGUCAAAUGGAUCGCGCCUGACUCCAAAUGGAAAUGUCCCUGGCAGCGCUCCGCCCACUCGGGACUACAAAUCCCAAGGUGCUCUAGGCAACCGCAGCUCCCCCCCUCCUCUGUGGGACACGCCUCCCUCCAGUCAGAGUCACGUCGUCUAACCUGUUCCCGGGAGACUGCCCCGCCCCGUCCUCCGCUCCCGGCCGCUGGAGCUGGAGCCGGAGCCCGAGGAAAAGCCCCCCGGUGCCAGGAUCUGCCCCGACGCGUGAGUUCCACCCCCACCCAGGGUCCCGCCACCCCAGAACCCGACACCGCGUCCCUGGGAGGACUUGAUGGAAACUAGGACCAUAGGUCCAGGGGAAUAGUGUGGGGAGCUCACGGCUGGAUCACUGGAAAGAAGGAACUGGGGUGCUGACUUUACUGGGCAGCUGGAUGGGGACUUGGGACACCUGCGAUCUUAGUGGUGCUCGGAGCCCUUGGUCGUGAGUAGUUAUUGGAGCUGGAAUUUUUUAAAACUUUAAUUGGAGACUCUUGGAAGUGUCUUAGAGUGCUGUUGGGGUCUCCGGUCUCUGAAUUUUGGGUAGAUGUGGGAGAUCAGGACGUUCUAGAAUGGUCGGGCACCCGGUUACCUUCUAGCUGCCUUCAGCACUGAAUCACUAGAUCUUUGAGUAAAAUUAGUGGCACUGGAAUCGUGGAUCCUGGUUUUUUAAGAGUAGGGCAAGCACGAGGGGCGUGGGUUUCUCAGGAGGCCGUGUUCCAGUGCUACACCCCACUUUCUGGUUUUGGGAUGGGGGCAGGGAGUGAGAAACCGGGGCAGCUCUCCAACCUCUUCUGUGCUGCUGAGCGAACCCCAGCAUGUCAUUAACUGGGGCGUCAGACCUGCCUAACCAGAGGAGGCACAUCCGCCCAAGAGCGCCCCCAAGCGGAAACGGGAGUCAGACUUCUUAUUGCCCCACGGGGUGGGAAAUAGGUGGGGUUUGCUGAGGUCAUUCUAGAACACAGGGCAGAAUAACAGGACCACGGGGCUGGAUCUGGGAGGCUUCCGUGGCCAUGUACUGCUGCGUUGCAGAGAAUGGAAGUGGUAAACUGAGGCUGGUGGGCCAUACAGGCAGUUGAAUUUGACAUCUCCUUCACUCUUGUGACAGCUGUCUGUGGAAGGAAUUCCUUCACUCCCACCAGACUUUCUAAGUAACCUUCUUUCUCCCUGGGUGGGGUUCCUUGUGACCCAGAGGUGAGACAUGUCGCCUCCACUUCCAUCUGUCUGACCUGAGGUAUUGUGGGAGAUAAGGAGGGAGGGAGGCUAAUUCUGGAGGUGUCUGUCUGUCCUUGAGCCAGAGAGAGGGCAGGGGCGGGAAGGCACCUCCCUCCAUCGCUGUGCCCUUAUGUAGGGGGAUUACGAAGCUAGUGGGGGGACAAGGAUCUGAAGAGGGAGGGUGUUUGCUAAUGCCUGGGUUGGAAUGACAGCCCGAAAUGAAGCUGAGGAAGAAUAGGCAGAGCUGCCAACACAGCUGUGUCCGUCCUGCCAGGCUCAGGUCGGGAUGAUCUCUCCGUCCGCACAGAGGCACCCUGCUCCGGCUGGCACCAUGGACAGCGAGGCAUUCCAACAGGCGAGGGACCUUCUGGAUCUGAACUUCCAGUCGCUGGCCAUGAAGCACAUGGAUCUGAAACAGAUGGAGCUGGACACCGCUGCUGCCAAAGUGGACGAAUUAACCAAGCAGUUGGAGUCGUUGUGGUCAGACUCACCAGCUCCUCCUGGCACACAGGCUGGAGUUCCCUCUAGGAUGUCCCGGUACAGCACUAGCCCUGUCCCGGAGCAUUUUGGCAGCAGAGGGUCCCUACAGAAGAUAGCCGCCGAUGGCGUAGAGGCUCGUUUUGGACGCUCAGAGAGUGCCCCGUCCCUGCACCCUUACAGCCCUCUGUCUCCCAAGGGCCGUCCGUCCUCGCCGCGCACCUCCAUCUACCUGCAGCCUACAACACCUGACCCCUACAGCAGCCUGGAUCGGGCGCCAUCGCCCAGACCCCGCGCCUUCGAGGGAACAGGCAGUCCCCAUGGUCGGGCGCCGUCCCCGCGGCCGGGGACUGGCCCAGUGCGGCAGCCGGGUCCCCCGACCCCUUUUGACUACCUAGGCCGCGCAGGGUCCCCCCGGGGCAGCCCACUAGCAGAGGGGCCCCAGGCCUUCUUCCCGGAGCGAGGACCUUCCCCACGCCCGCCCGCUGCAGCCUAUGACACAUCGGCCACGUUCGGGAGCCCUCUGCUGGGCGCGGGUGGCAGUGCCUUCGCCCCGCCACUUCGCGCACAAGAUGACUCGACGCUGCGCCGGAGGCCCCCGAAAGCCUGGAACGAGUCUGACCUGGAUGUAGCCUACGAGAAAAAGUCUUCACAGACAGCAAGCUAUGAACGGCUGGAUGUCUUCACGCGGCCUGCCUCGCCAGGCCUGCAGCUCUUACCCUGGAGAGAGAGCAGCCUGGAUGGGCUGGGGGCCAGUGGCAAGGACAACAUCACCAGCGCCACAUUGCCACGCAACUACAAGGUGUCCCCUCUGGCCAGUGACAGGCGUUCUGAUGUUGGCAGCUACCGCCGCUCCAUGGGCUCUGCAGGGCCCUCAGGCACUUUGCCCCGUAGCUGGCAGCCCGUCAGCCGCAUUCCCAUGCCUCCCUCCAGCCCUCAGCCUCGCAGUACCCCGCGCCAGCGCCCCAUCCCCCUCAGUAUGAUCUUUAAACUCCAGAAUGCUUUCUGGGAACAUGGAGCCAGCAGGGCUGUGCUCCCGGGAUCCCCCAUCUUCUCCCGAGCACCCCCACCUAAGCUGCCUCCCCAGCCACCCCCUCAGCCCCAGCUGCCACCCCAACCCCAACCUCAGAUGCCCCCCCAGUCCCAGCCUCAGCCUCAGACUCCAGUACCUCAGCAGACUUGGUCCCCCAUGAAUGAAGGCCUCCUCAAAUCCCCUGCCGAGCUGGAGCCAGAGCCCGAGCUGGAGGGACUACUGGCUCCCGUGCUGGAGUCCGGGGAUGCAGAUGAAGGCACCGUCACGCGGCCCCUCAGCCCUACCAGGCUGCAGCCAGCGCUGCCACCCGAAGCACAGACCGUACCUGAGCUGGAAGAGGUGGCCCGAGUGCUGGCAGAGAUUCCUCGACCCCUCAAACGCAGAGGCUCCAUGGAGCAGAGCCCUGCUGCCGCCCUGCCUCCCACCCACAAGAAACAGUACCAACAGAUCAUCAAUAGACUCUUCCAUCGUCAUGGUGGCCCAGGGCCUGGAGGGCCUGAGCCCGAGCUGUCUACAAUUACAGAGGGAUCUGAGGCCAGGGCAGGGCCCCCUGCUCCCGCCCCUCCAGCUCCUAUCCCACCCCCAGCCCCAGCCCAGAGCAACCCUCCAGAGCAGCCUCAGAGCAUGGAGAUGCGCUCAGUACUACGCAAAGUAGGGUCCCCACGCAAGGCUCGGCGCGCUCGCCUCAACCCACUGGUGCUGCUGUUGGAUGCAGCGCUGACUGGAGAGCUGGACGUGGUACAGCAGGCGGUGAAGGAGAUGAAUGACCCAAGCCAGCCCAACGAGGAGGGCAUCACUGCCCUGCACAAUGCCAUCUGCGGUGCCAACUACCCCAUCGUGGACUUCCUCAUCGCCGCGGGCGCCAAUGUCAACUCCCCUGACAGCCACGGCUGGACGCCACUGCAUUGUGCCGCUUCCUGCAACGACACUGCCAUCUGCACGGCACUGGUGCAGCACGGUGCGGCCAUCUUCGCCACUACACUCAGUGAUGGCGCCACCGCCAUUGAAAAGUGUGACCCUUAUCGUGAGGGAUACGCAGACUGUGCUACCUAUCUGGCAGACGUCGAACAAAGCAUGGGACUGAUGCACAAUGGCGUUGUGUAUGCGCUCUGGGACUACAGCGCAGAGUUUGGGGAUGAGCUGUCCUUCCGGGAGGGCGAGUCAGUCACUGUGCUGCGGAGAGACGGGCCAGAGGAGACCGACUGGUGGUGGGCUGCACUGCACGGCCAGGAAGGCUAUGUGCCGCGCAACUACUUCGGGGUGAGCCCAGAGACUAACCAGUCGGAGUACCCUAUUAAUGGUUUGGGCCAAGUUGAUCUGUUAUUAUAGCACUUUGGAGACUGAGACAGGAGGAUUGCCAAGAGUUCAAGGCAUGACAGCCACUUACAGGUUCCCGGACAUCUUCCUGCUCCUUCUCUGGCUCGAGCUCAUUCAGAUGUUUUGAUUGGUCAUGGGUGUGGCUGGUAGUUAGAUGGUAGCCCUCCUUCUUAGGGGUGGGAUAAGCGGUGCUGGGUUGCUGGUGUCUGAUAGUUCUCUUUCCUCAGCUCUUCCCUAGAGUGAAGUCUCAGCGGAGCAAAAUCUAGUAGGAAUGAAGGAUGAUCGUAAAGGAGAAAAGUGCACCGCCAGCCUGCCUUCCACCCAGACCUGCCCGAUCCAUCUAACUAAUCUGCCGCUAUUCUUCAGAGGUUCUGCCUGCACCGGAAAUUCUCUGCUCAAGGGCGGCUCAAGGGAGGGCAGCCCCAGACUGAAGAUUAUGAAGCUGCCUUAAGCAUUGGGGUGAGGUUGGGCUGGGGACAUUUGGGGGCAGGAACUCCCACCCCACCCCCAACACACACACUUGCCAAAUCAGAUCUGGUUCUAAGUGCCUCCUACUGGCAGCAAGCCACUGCACUAUCCCAGCUGAGCCUGGGAGGCUACCCACCCCUUCAUUUCUCUCUGAGUCCUUUCUUCCUCUCACCUGGAAGUCCCCGUUCUUCCCAGCAGCCUCCAUUUCUCCCAGAAGCCUUGGGGCCUGUGUGAGGCCCCCAUCUCCCCAACCAAGUGCCUUCACACCAUGUGGCUUACUGUUUAUAAUGACGCGGAAACUGUUUCCUUUAUAAAUAAAGGUCGUUUGCCCAGCAA
Rattus norvegicus (Norway rat) is the source of this 5978-nucleotide messenger RNA. NCBI's taxonomy places the organism in Eukaryota, Metazoa, Chordata, Mammalia, Rodentia, Muridae. The record is from RefSeq and is a predicted model, not a curated record.